Leptosomus discolor (cuckoo roller) is the source of this 2757-nucleotide messenger RNA. The record is from RefSeq and is a predicted model, not a curated record. Lineage: Eukaryota; Metazoa; Chordata; Aves; Leptosomiformes; Leptosomidae.
GCCCUGCUCAAUUAUUACUGCCAAGAAGGCUACUUCCACCACGUCCAGGCGGCGGCGGAUGAGGCGCUGGGGCGGCUGGGCAGCGAUCCGGUGUUCCUUUUCUACCGGGCCUACGGCGCCCUGAGGGCAGGUGACAUCCAAGAGAGUAUUCGACAGUUGGAGUCUAUUAAAAACAAACAGGAGGUGUCACUUUGUGCAAUGAUGGCUCUGAUUUAUGCCCAUAAAAAAAGCCCUAAUCCAGAUAGAGAUGCUAUACUAGAAUUGGACGCAAAAAUGAAGGAGCAACGUAAAACAGCAGGACAGCAGGCUCUGUACUUUGCUGGCUUAUUUUUGUGGCAUCUUGGUCGUGAGGACAAAGCCCGUGAAUAUGUUGAUAGAAUGAUCAAAGUUUCUGGUGGUGGUAAAGAGGGGUUGAUUUUGAAAGCAUGGCUGGAUCUCACCUGCGGGAAAGAAACUCACAUUAAAAAAGCUGUGAAAUACUUUGAUGAAGCACUGCAGGAAGGCAAUGAUGUUUUUGCUCUGCUUGGUAAAGCACAGUAUUUUGAGGUCCGACAAAAUUAUUCGGGAGCUCUGGAAACUGUGAACCAGAUAAUUGCAAACUUUCCAAACUUCAUAAAAAUAAAGAAAAUGAAGCUACAACUAGCCUUGCAGGACUGGGAGCAAGCAGUUGAAACAGCACAUAGACUAUUGCAGAAAGAUGCCCUCAAUUUAGAAGCCAUAAGAAUGGAGGCUCUGCAUUAUCUGUGCAGGGAAGGAAAUAUAUCUGAGGCUUCAGCAAGACUGGGCGACCUAAUUAAAGCACUGGACAGGUUAGAACCACAUAAUUCGCAGCUCUUCUGUAAAGUGGCCUUAGCUUUCAGUAGAACAUGUGGCCGGAACCAGCUCAUCCUUCAACAUACACAAACCUUAGUUGAAAGAGCAUCUGAUUUGGAUUCUGACAAUGCAGAAUUUGCUACUGAACUUGGCUACCAAAUGAUUUUACAAGGGAAAGUGAAAGAAGCUUUAAAAUGGUACAAGACUGCUAUGACACUUGAUGACACAAGUGUUUCUGCGCUAACUGGAAUUAUCCGUUGUCAGCUAAUACAAGGGCAAUUAGAAGAUGCAGAGCAACAGUUGGAGUUUCUUAAUGGAAUUCAACAGUGCAUUGGGAAAUCUGGGGAAUUAUCUUUCUUGCGUGCAGUCCUAGCUGUGAAAAAACAAAAGAGACAAGAAGAAGUUAUUGCCUUGUUGAAUGAUGUUCUGGAUACUCACUUUUCAUCUUUGCAUGGUUUUCCUCUUGGUGUGGAAUAUUUUGAAAAACUAAACCCUGAUUUCUUGCUAGAAAUCAUUAGGGAAUAUCUUAAUUUUUGCCCAGCACAGCCUGCAAGUCCUGGGCAGUCGCCUUCACCACUUCUCAAGCACUGUGCUUCUGUUCUUGAAACUGUGGUAAAAACUGUGCCUGGUCUUCAACAAGCUGUCUUUUUAGUUGCAAAAGUGAAAUACUUGUCAGGAGAUACUGAAGCAGCCCGUACUAAUUUACAUUACUGUCUUGAAAGGAGUCCUUCUUAUGCAGAUGCACACUUACUGAUGGCCCAGGUGUAUUUGGCUCAAAACAAUACGAAACUGUGUUCUCAAUCCUUGGAACUUUGUCUGAGCUACAAUUUUGAGGUGAGAGAACAUCCUGUUUAUCACUUAAUUAAGGCCCAAACUCAGAAGAAGAUGGGAGAAUUAUCAGAAGCUAUUAAGACCUUACAGAUGGCAAAGAAUUUGCCUGGAAUGAGAAAACCUACAGCUUCCUCAAAAAUGAAAGGAAAAAUAAUUGAAAUUGAUGCAAGUGAUCGUGUGUCUGUCUUCCUAGAAUUAGUAGAAGCUCAUCGUUUGAAUGGAGAACCGCAUGAAGCUGCUAUAAUACUGCAAGACGCCAUUAAUGAAUUUUCUGGAACUCCUGAGGAACUAAGAGUUGUGAUUGCAAAUGCAGAUCUGGCAAUUGCUCAAGGAGAUGUUGAACAAGCCUUAACUAUGCUCCGAAAUAUUACACCUGAACAGUCUUACUUUGUACAAGCUAAAGAAAAAAUGGCAGAUAUUUAUCUUCAGUACAGGAAAGAUAAAAAGUUAUAUGCUGGCUGCUAUAGAGACCUAGUAGAAAAACUGCCAAGUGCUCAUACUUUUCUUCUUCUUGGUGAUGCAUACAUGAAUAUUCAAGAGCCUACUGAAGCCAUAGAAGUCUACGAGCAGGCCUUGAAGAACAAUCCAAAAGACCCAGCUUUAGCAAGUAAAAUUGGAAAAGCCCUAAUCAAAACGCAUAACUACUCAAAGGCAAUCAGUUACUAUGAGGCUGCAUUGAGAAGUGGUCAACAGAAUUUCCUUCGUUAUGAUUUGGCUGAGCUUUUAAUGAAACUGAAGCAUUAUGAAAAGGCAGAAAAAGUACUUCAGCAAGCUUUAGAUCACGAGCCUGUUAAUGAAUUGUCAUCUCUGAUGGAAGAUGGACGUUACCAGAUGCUUCUGGCAAGAAUUUACAGCAAAAUGGAGAAGAUUGACGAAGCUAUUGUUUCAUUACAACAGGCACGGGAAUUACAAGCCAGAGUGCUUAAACGGGCUCAGAUAGAACAGCUGGAUGCAGUUCCCGCACAGAAACAGUUAGCGGCUGAAAUUUGUGCUGAGAUUGCGAAACAUUCUACAGCCCAGCGAAACUAUGAAAAAGCAAUUAAAUUUUACAAAGAAGCUCUUGUUCACUGUGAAACUGAUAACAAGGUCAAGCCCCAGAUCUCUCAGUCUUUC